GGCUGAUCAGAUUUCUGGGGCAGUGUAGUGGAGGUUCCAAACCCCCUGAAGAUGUAUGGCCUGUAUUUGGAAGCAGUGAAUGACUACAUUAAUGAAUCAUAUGGAGAGGACGUGUGGAGGCUAAUCGAGGCCAGAGCGGAGAUCCCGCACCUCAAAUUUGUUAGACACCAGAUGUACAAUGAUAAUCUGAUCCUAAGAUUGGCAAAGGCAGCUGGAGAGGUUUUGGGAAAGACUCACGAUGAGCUGAUGUAUGCUUUCGGGGUCUACAUGGUCAAGCGGAUAGGAAACUAUGGCUAUGAGAGGAUCUUAAAGGUACUGGGGCGCAAUGUACGAGAUUUCAUCAAUGAGCUAGAUAACCUGCAUGAGUACUUCCGUUUCUCCUUCCCAAAAGUCCAGCCACCCAGUUUCUGUGUAGAGGAAGAAUGUGAGACGAGUCUUACCCUGCACUACCGUUCAACCAGGAAAGGAUUCACACAGUUUGUCAAAGGGCAGCUCUCUCAGGUGGGCCGACAGUUUUACAACACAGACAUUGAGGUGGAGAUUCUGUCUAAAGAGGAAACAGAGAAAAUGACAUAUGUGGUGUACAAGAUGAAUUUUGACAAUGCUGCGUUUAAGCACCGUAUGCCCCAGCAGAAAACAGCUCCAGGCUAUGAAAAACUGCCCAUGAAGCGAGGAAUCUUUUUUGACAUGUUCCCCUUCAGUGUGAUAUUCCGCAGAGACAUGACCAUGUAUCGGAUCGGAGAUGGUUUGAAAGAGGUGUUUUCUGAUCUGCAGGGCAAAAAGGUCAAUGAGGAGUUUACCCUGGUACGACCCAUGCUGGAAUUCAGCUGGGAUAAUAUCUACACUCACCUCAACAAUGUGUUUGAACUGCUGUCUAAAGCUGUGGUGGAGAGCAAACAGAAGAUCAACAUCCCUAAACUCAGCAAAGAAGAACCAGAGGAAAAAGAGGAGAGUGAAAAACCCAAAAAGGAAGAGAGAGAUAUUAAAGUGAUGGAGGAAAUGAAGGGGACGGAUCAGGAAUACAGCAGCUCUCUGACUAAGUACAACAGCUCUGCUAUUUCUGGAGGAGAGGACAUUGAGCUGCUGGCUUUUCAGACUGUCACCGGCAAGUGCAGUGAAACCAUAUUUGAAGACAUGCGGGAGCCCCCUAAAAAGCCUCUCCACCUCAAGGGCCAGAUGAAGUAUGUCCCUCAGUGGGACUCUCUCAUCUUUCUAGGAACUCCCAUUAUUGAGACAGUGGAGGACAUGAUAAAAAUGGGUGUUUACGUCAAUGAUUUAAACCUGCACGACUCCAGCAGAGAGCUCAUCCUGGCAGGAACACAGCAAUCAGCCGAGCUGCAACUGGCACUUGACCAGGAGCAGCAGAAGUAUGCACAGCUGCAGGAGAUCAUUAAAAAACUGGAUGAGGAGAAGAAGAGAGGAGACUCCCUGCUGUACGCCAUGAUCCCCAAAGCAGUAGCGGACAGACUGCGCAAGGGAAUCACAGCUCUGGAGACAUGUCAGGUGUUCCCAGACGUGACCAUCCUGUUCAGUGAUGUGGUGAAGUUUAAUGAGAUCUGUAUCCACAUCACCCCCAUGCAGGUGGUGGACAUGCUAAAUGAGAUCUACAUCGUUUUUGACACACUCAGCGAGAAGCACAAUGUUUAUAAGGUGGAGACCAUUAGGGAUGCCUACAUGGUUGUGGCAGGUGUGCCCAAUAAGACCACAUUCCAUGCCCACCACAUCUGUGACAUGGCUUUAGACAUGUUGAGCUCUAUUGAUCACCUAAAAGACCCCUCCACCGGGGACAACAUCCAGAUCCGUGUCGGCAUUCACUCUGGAAUGGUGGUCGCAGGUGUGGUGGGUCUGAAGAUGCCCAGGUAUUGCCUGUUUGGAGACACAGUAAACACGGCUUCUCGGAUGGAGUCUAAUGGUGUGGGCAUGCAAAUCCACAUCAGUCAGACCACCAAAGACCAUCUGGAGCAUGAACCAUACAUCAUCGAGGAACGGGGAAAGAUUUUUGUAAAGGGUAAAGGUUAUAUGAAGACAUACUGGCUGAAGGGAAAGAAAGAUCUCUCAUUUAAGACUCCAGCAGAGCUCAGAUACAGCAAUGAGCAGAAAGAUUCAGAAGACAGAAGCUCAAAUGGUUCCACAUGCACCAACAGCAAACACUCCCCAUCAAACACGAACACCCCCAAUGAAGAGCAGGCUGAGGGCAAACCCACUCACACUGACUUGCCCCCUGACACCCUGACAGCACUAGAGGGCGCUACAGACCCAAACACAUUCACCAAUGAGUCCCAGGACAAAGAAAAGGUUAAAAAGACAAAGAAUAACAAAGGAGGGAAGGCAGAGAACACUUCUGUUAAUGCGCAGGAAAGCACUCCCCCUGCUGACAGCCAGGAGAAUGCAGCUCCAGAGCUAAACAACAAAAAACACAGUUUCAGAAGCCAGUACUCAAGAUUACCAGCUAACCUCCCUAUGCGAAGCACAGCCUGCAAUCUGCUGUAAAUAGCCAGGAGAGAUUGAUAAAAUAGUGUUUAUUAUAUCACAUAUAGAUCAGAUCAGUUCUAGAAUGGUCAAGUAACUGAAUUUGAGGCAGAGAGUUCUGGGAUUAAAUCUGGUGAAUAAAUGUGAAUGAACAAUUUGGCUGUGGAAAAUAAAUCAUGUUUUUCAUGCUUCAUACUUCAUUUAGAUGUGCCAUAAAACACAGGUAACCAAAAUAUAACGAAAAUAAAAAAGAGGACAUCCAAAGCCUGGGUAUCUAACAGAAAGUGCAGUCUGGCUGCUGCAGUACUUCCUCGUUAUAAAGUUUGAAUAUCUGUAUUUGAAUGUUUUAUUAAUAUUAACACAUGUGAUAUGUUAAAAUCUAUCUGUGUUAUUAGCAUGUACAGUUACAACAUUCAUGUUAAACGUUAGAGAUAUUCACUAUGAUACAAGUGCUGAAUCCCUGUAUUCAUUCAGUUACUGUGAUAACAAACAGUUUGUUGUACCUCUUAUAUGUUAAAUGUGAUUGUUUACAGCUUACAUUUGACUUUAUUGUUUGAUGAGCGCUGUAAUAUGGCUGUGAAACACAUACUUUGCUCAAGUAAGAGCGAACAUAUCAGAUAAAACCAAGUGACCUAAAUAAAGCAUGUGAACACAUGCACACCCAAAGACAUACACCUACAUUUAGACAGGCCUACACACACACACACACACACACACACACACACACACACACACACACACUAUUCACUAAACUAUUUCUGUCUCUUAAGCCACAAAUAAAAUGUGCUAAUAUUACUUCAAACUCUGCCUAGAGACAAAAAUGGAAGAAGACAAUGAUAUAAUAAGAAAAUGUAACAGAAAUCUGGAAAUGUGAGAUGUUUUACCAGAUUAAGGCAGUCAUGACAUUUACAUUAUCACAAAUAUACCAAAACACAUUAAAUUCAUUAAACUGUAGCUAACUGGACAUUUAUUGCUUUAUCUCUGAAAUACAUUACACACUUGCACACACACACAACAUGUCAGAUAUCAUUCAGCGAUAAAGAGGAAGCCAUCAUGAAACCAAUUAAGCGACACUUCCUUUCUGUUGUCUUGGAGACCAGCUUAACUCUUACUUUGCCAGAACGGUCUUUGCUUUGCAGAAAAACACAAAUGUCAUGUUUUCAAUUUCAGUCUCAUACAAAUGUGUAUUACUUCUACUAUAACUUGAGAAUUCAGCUGAGGUGAUGGAUCUAGGCAAUAUUACAGACUGUAAACAAAACUUUCACAAAUCAAGCCAGAUGCAUCAAUUCCUUUUGUAGUUUAUGCAUUAGAGCUUAAGUCCAGAUGGUUUCCAUUCAGACAGCAGAGAGAUAAGCAGGCUUUUUGAGUAUAGACAUUACUAAUGCACAGACAUUUGCCCUGAGGGUGACUUUCUAUUACACAGGACCAAUUCAUUGUACAGCAGUUUCUAAUGUUAGUGAUUAAACAAUGAAGUUUACAAAAGAAAAGGGCAUAUAAAGUGCUGUUAUCACCCAGCUAUCCAUCAAUGACAGACUACACUUCUCUGUGUUUACAAUCAGUGUUUGCAUAGUGUUUGGAGGUCACAAUAAAAUAAAAUGGAAUAUAUAACAUAAUUGGCUGCCUAAGAGCAUAAUACGUUCAGUUAUCAAAGGAUGUUUGUGUACAAGGAU
Molecule: messenger RNA, 4139 nt
Organism: Cyprinus carpio (common carp)
Lineage: Eukaryota; Metazoa; Chordata; Actinopteri; Cypriniformes; Cyprinidae
Product: soluble guanylate cyclase 88E-like
Exons: 16
Coding region: 52-2490 (812 amino acids)
Biological process (GO): cGMP biosynthetic process; response to oxygen levels; nitric oxide-cGMP-mediated signaling
Cellular component (GO): guanylate cyclase complex, soluble
Molecular function (GO): guanylate cyclase activity; heme binding; oxygen sensor activity
Source: RefSeq, a predicted model, not a curated record